Panonychus citri (citrus red mite) is the source of this 2583-nucleotide messenger RNA. Its product is annotated as tyrosine kinase receptor Cad96Ca-like. Gene Ontology annotation, cellular component: signaling receptor complex. The transcript has 7 exons. Bases 758 to 2314 code for a protein of 518 amino acids. Gene Ontology annotation, molecular function: transmembrane receptor protein tyrosine kinase activity; ATP binding. Gene Ontology annotation, biological process: positive regulation of kinase activity; protein phosphorylation; multicellular organism development. The record is from RefSeq and is a predicted model, not a curated record. NCBI's taxonomy places the organism in Eukaryota, Metazoa, Arthropoda, Arachnida, Trombidiformes, Tetranychidae.
AAACCAAACUUCAUUUCUACCUGAACGCAAGUGAAGAAACAACAACAACAAACAUUAUCACAUUUCUCAGUUUCUAUCAACAAUCAACAGUCAAUUAACAAACCAACCAACCAAUCAAUCACCAAACAGUAACACACCACCAACAGGAUCACCAUUUCUACCUCCACCAUCACCUCAUCACCUCAUCAUCUCACCUUUAUCACCACCGUUGACAAGAAACAAGUAGAAUAGAAUUUUUUAUUUCUUCUAUUCUCACAUCAUCAACAUUUUUCUCUUUUCUCUCAUUUUCCUUUAAGUUUAUUCUCAAAAUUUUCUUUCUUCUCUUUUCAACCAUUUAAAAUUCUAUUCUCUUUAAUCAUCUCUUUUUUCUGGUCAUUUUCUUUUUUCCUCAUCAUCAUCUCUCUCUCAUUUCAACAGUUUCAACGAGUCAUCAUGUUAAUUGUCUCUAAUUAGUGUUGUUAUUGUCAUUUAACGUUUAGAUUAACAAACGGAUUGACUUUUGGUUUCUCUGUGAAUUUUUGAUUACAUUUACAUUUACUAAUCCAACUGUUACCAAGCGAUUAAGAUAAUAUGUAAUCCAUUGGGUUUAUCAUUGGUUCAAGUGAUUUUCUUUUCUGUGUCCAAUUGUCUACUUCAAAUGUGACUAAUCAACUAUCUGGUGUUAAUUGUUUACUGGUUAAUUCUCUCAUUAAUUUGGGUCUUCUCUCAAUUGUUUACCUAUAAAUUUUGAUAAUCACAAUCAACACAAUAAUCAACCAUGGAUACUUUAUGUUUAUAUUUUCCUCUUCUCCUAUUAAUUGGCCUUUCUGAUCAAGAAGAUUUAAUCUCAAAUGGAUCUAGUGUAUUCAAGGAACUAAAGUUAAUCCCUUAUGAUGCAAUAUUGGAUGAAACAGUUACACCAACAUCAUUAUCAUCUUCAAGCAGAUCACCGGAAUCGGAUGAUAAUCCUCACCACAAUCAAGACGAAGACGAAGAUGCUAAUCAACGAUCUCAUAAUGCGACUCCAUCCUCAUCCUCAUCCUCAUCCUCAUCUUCAUCAUCUUCAUCUUCAUCAUCAAUUCCAACCACUAACAUUUACAAUGCAUCAACAAAGAUUUAUAUUGUUGCCAUUAUCGGUAUUGUCCCAGCCAUUCUUGGUGGAUUAGUUUAUUGGCUUAAUUAUUUUCGUAAAUCAUGUUUCAAGAAUCAAAGAAAAAAACAAGAGAAUAAGAAAGUUAUGGCUUCCAAAGGCUGGCAUGGGAAUUACAUUCGUCCUUAUCGUUACGAGGGUAAAGAUGAGAGUACAAUUAAAUUGGGAUCCGAUGAGAUGAUGUCCACUCACGAUGAUAAAGAUUUAAUCACCUCCCCCAUUGUCCGAAAAAAACGGACCUUCUCCAUUGAAUACCCUCGUCACAAUUUAGAGUUACUUGAUAUUCUGGGCGAAGGAAAUUUCGGUCAAGUUUGGAAGGCCAGAAUUACUCAUUUCCGUGAGAUAUCAUAUGUUGCCGUGAAAACCAACAAACCUGAUUGUGGUGAUAAAGAUUGGGAGGAUUUACUUCAAGAACUGGACAUUAUGCUGAAAUUGGGUAAACACCCAAAUGUUGUCCGACUUUUAGCUUGUUGCACUGAAAAAGUUCCAUAUUAUCUAAUCAUGGAAUACGUUGAACAUGGGAAAUUACUUAAUUACAUUAGACAAUAUCGAAAGGAUAAUCGCUAUUACAAUGAUGGUUACUAUCGAUUCACAAUCGCUGAUUUAAUCUUAUUUUCAUAUCAUAUUGCCAAAGGAAUGGAGUUCAUAUCGAGCUAUGGAAUAAUCCAUCGGGAUUUGGCAGCAAGAAAUAUCCUAAUCUCCAAAGAUCGAGUAUGUAAAGUAGCUGAUUUUGGAUUAGCUCGAAAUGCGAUCAAUUAUGAUCGCGAUGGGUACGAACAAAAAACUCGAGGAGCGAUGCCGAUCCGUUGGAUGGCCCCCGAAUCAUUGAGCUUAAAUAUAUUUACCGCUAAAUCGGAUGUUUGGUCAUUCGGUGUAUUACUUUGGGAGAUUGUCACUCUUGGAUCAACACCUUAUCCCGGAUUAACGGCCAGUGAAGUGGUCAAGAAUGUCCGAGAAGGUUACACCAUGGAAAGGCCACCAGUCCGUUGGUGUAACUCGGAGGUUUAUACCCUAAUGAAAGCGUGUUGGUCCAAUGAUCCCUCACAGCGGCCAAAUUUUACCCAAAUUAAAUUAAUUCUUGGACAAAUGUUAAGCUCCCGACGGGAUUAUGUUGAUCUUAGUGAUUUCCAAUCAUCUGAUCCUUAUUACAACAUAAUGUACAGUUCACCUGGUGAAAAGGUUUAAUUAUUCAUGCUGAGAUUAAGACAUUACCGGAUUACAAAGUGACGAUAAUUGACACAAAAUGCUAAUAUAAUUAGAGUGAUUUGACCAACAAUCAAAUUGAGUCUUUUUUUUUGUAUUCCAAUUUCAUGUAACUUUUUUUCAUAUUCAAUCUGUAAAUAGAAACACAUAAGUUUUGUUAUUAACAAUUAAUUACAAUUCGAUGGAAAAUUUUUGUAAAAACAAUUAACACAAUUGAAUUGCCUGUAAAAAGAAAAAGAAAUCAAUGUUAA